Messenger RNA from Bombyx mandarina (wild silkworm), 3079 nucleotides. RefSeq names its product vacuolar protein sorting 50 (gene Vps50). Gene Ontology annotation, cellular component: EARP complex. Gene Ontology annotation, molecular function: SNARE binding. The record is from RefSeq and is a predicted model, not a curated record. Gene Ontology annotation, biological process: endocytic recycling; retrograde transport, endosome to Golgi. NCBI's taxonomy places the organism in Eukaryota, Metazoa, Arthropoda, Insecta, Lepidoptera, Bombycidae.
AAUGUCAAACAGUCAAGCGAAACUUUGUUUUUAUAAAAAAAAAAAACAAAUAUAUUUUAUUGAAUUAUAUUUAAAUAAUGUAACGAAUUAAGAUUUAAUCUCAGUGUUUUUCACAGAGGAGUUAUAAUUAGUUAAAAUAUUUAGUUUAAGCAGUAACAUGCAUAGUAUGCGCUACGCACGUAUGAUCUUGAAGUGUUUCAAUAAAUUACCAAAAUAAAUAACUCAGGUCUUGCAACAUGCUGUCGAGUGAUAUUGUCGAAAACCGCCGUGGUCCCCCCGGGGUCAACUCGAGGUCGCUCAGCUCUGCUCAUUCUGCUGCUGAUCUUGAGAUCCUGCGCGAAAUCGAGAAUGUCUAUUUCUCGUCACCGGCCGACUUCGACGCGGCUCGGUACGUGCUGGAGCACGCGCCCGCACCCCCGACCUGCGAGUCCAUCGAGCAUAUGUUCACAAAGCUCAAGAGGCAGCAACAGGUGGUCUCUGGUAAAGCCCUCCAUUUAAUAUCGCAACAGCGCGACAAUUGCGACAAGGAAUUCGCCGAGAUCCAAAACAUAAGGACCCAGCUAUCCUUAACGUUGCAGACGUGCAGGAAAGCUAGGGAACACUUGCGGACCGCAUCUAACCACCUGACCAUGUCGACUUUCGUCAUAUUAGCCAACUUUAGGAAACGUCAGAUCAUCAGAUCGGUCCUGAAGUGCUUGGAGCUGCUUCGGAGUUUGAGGAGCGUCGAGAAUGACGUCACGGAGCUAUUGAACAAAAAGGACUUUUAUAGCGCCAUCGAGCUAAUCCUGAAGUCAAGGAAGGCAGCGGCCGCACACAAGGAGUACGCUUGCAUCACGGACUUGUCCAAUAGACUCCAAGACACGCUGGUUCUGACCGAGGAGAAACUGGAUUCGGUCCUGUCUAGCUUGUGUUUCAAAUUCGAUAAGGACGUCUUCACGAAGCUGAGGAGGGCUUAUGGCUUGUUGGGGAAGACGCAGGCCGCGAUGGAGCAACUCCACAUGCACUACUCAUCGGCGGUCAACGAGUCCUCAGUAGCAGCCUUGAAAAAGUACACCGGGGAAGCGUCUAUAGACACAAAGUUUCAGGACUUGUGUGCUUCGGUACCGUCGGGCAAAGCGCCCGCUUGCGUCUUAGAUCUGUGCGAGAAUCUCUUUUAUAUAAUGCGUAGUUAUUAUCUGUUGGUCGAUUGGCAUUCGAAACACGACGAAGAGCCAGCUUGCACGAAUGUUUUCGACAUACAAAAGAACGUAAGCCGGGAGUACAUAAGGCAGAAGUUGAAGGCCGGUCUUCUUAGGAUAUGGCACGACGUUCAAGGCAAAGUCUCUAUAUUCUUGAAGAGUUCAGGCCUAGAAGACUAUCCGUUCGAGAAAUUCGUACAAAUAUUAGGUGUGUUAAGGAAACUGACGCAGAUAGGCGAAGUUUUCUGCGGCGAUAAGUCGGACGUGCUAGAGGACUUUAUAAAGACCCAAAGCGUUGUUUACAUACAGAACUAUCAUAGAGGCAGGCUGGAGGAAUUGAAGUUGUUCCUCGAGAACGAAGCCUGGGAACAGUGUCCGGUCAAAUCGACGUUCAAUCUGCUGAAUCUCCAAGAAUUCAAACAGUUCAAGAAGUACCUGAACAGAUCUGAUGGUGUGGUGACGAAAAAUCAAUCGGAGAACGCGUCCUCUGUCACAUCGCAAGACGAUAGCGUUUACGUAACGAAAUAUUUCAAAUACGAUAGCUCUUCGAGCCCGUUCGAUAUGUUUAGAAACGAGAACACGACCAACGAUGAUAUCUUCGGUCUGGAGCCGGAUAUGCCGAGCGACGAUUCCGAAGACGAACCGGACGAGCUGAAGCGCGACUUCGUCGAGGAGAACGACAGGCACGGAUACGCCACGACCGGGAAUAACGAAGCAUUAAGUCCAUCGAAAGUGAGGCACAGCGUUAUCGUUGCCAACACGACGCUGUCCGUGUUGAGGAACUGCGGCCAGUACCUGCAGAUAUGCAGGUACCUGCCUCAAACUGCACUAGAAGUCGUCGUACUGAUGAAUCAAUUGUACGACUAUUAUUUUUAUACGGUCCAUACGUUCUUCACUUCCGAUCUGGAUGUUAGCUCGACGACUUUGUACACGACGAAGCUGACGGCCCUUUUGAAGCGAAUCACGAACAGCCUCGAGAAUGGUGGAAGCGAAAACCGACAUUUUGCAGGCCCAGAACAGCCUCACCACUUGGACUUGAGUAGCGAAUCGAACCUUCACGGCUUGUCCGAACGAAUCGUUGCCGUUGAAAGCGUUAUUUUCUUGGCCAAACAAUACGAAAUGCUCCAACCGUAUCUGGAGACUAUGGUCGCGCCACACCAGCGUCUGAUACUGGAGCACUUCCGCGAUAACACCUUAGCCGUUGUCGCGGAUCUGAGGACUCCGGUGUACAUGUGCUCCGCUUCGAAGUCGAUCGACGCGAGGACCGCUUUGGUCGCGAUGUCGCAAGUCAAAUGGGACGUGAAGAACGUAGCCGUCGAGCACAGCCCGUACGUGGACAUGGUCGUGAGGAAGCUGCAGGUGUACGCGUUAAGGAUCGAGAAUAUAUCAAACAGGGUGACGUUGAAUCGCGAAGUCCUGAAUUCCAUAUGGACCGUUGUCUCGAAAUACGUGAUACACUUGCUCGUUGAGGGCUUCUCGAAUGCGACCAAGUGCUCGAACGGGGGUAGAGGCCUGAUGCAACUAGACUACACGCAGCUGCUGCUGAAAUUGGAGAAGAUAUCCGGUCUGAAGCCGGUUCCGCAUCAGGACUACGUUGACCGGUACGUAAAAGCGUACUAUCUGCCGCGGAAGGGUCUCGAGGAGUUCGUCGUGGAGCACCCGGAGUAUUCGACGAAGCAUUUGGUCGCUCUAGUGUCCUGUGCCUGCGAAAACAAGAAGGACAGGCAGGCCCUGAUCAGUCUGAUCGAAGAGAAGGAGAUACCGAAUUGAAAACUGAACUCAAGGGGUGUGUUUGAUAAUCUCGUGGGGUAUGCAAAUCAAAAGACAAUAGCUUAAACGAUGUACUUAAUUGAAUUAUCGCGUAGAGGAAUAUAUAUAUUUGAAAUAAAUGUUAAAUUAAA